UGCGCCGUGCACUCAUGUCGGCUCCAGUCGGCACAUGUUUUUAACAAUGUUUAAUAUGUUUUGAUAUUUGUGACCAUUUAACCCUGUUUGUGACUGUGUGGUGAAGACAAAUGUGCGCGCAAAUUAAGAGCAAAAUUCCUAGCACGUUCAGGCUAAGUUUAUUACCGUUUACAACUGCAGCCUAGCCUGGGCCUAUUGAAAAUUUCAAGGCGUUUUGGUUUGACAUCUUGACAGCUCCCCGGGUGGAAGGAUGAAGACGACACACUUCACGCACCACCAAGCCAAAGGCCUUCUCCACAACAAAUUUGUCAUCAUCAUGGGAGGUUCCAACUUGCGUACCAUGUAUAAAGACCUUGUGCUGAUAUUGCAGAAGAACAAACACCUGACCUACUCUCAACUGAAGACCAAGGGGGAGGCCACGUUUGAGAAUGACACAUUACUGGAAGGAGGCAGAUUGGCCCAAAUGACCAACGGGACGGAGUACAGGGAGGUGCGGCAGUACACCUCGGACCACCACCUCAUUCGCUUUUACUUCAUAACCCGCGUCUACUCUGAUCACAUGAAGAAAAUUCUGGAAGAGCUCGAAAAUGGGCUCAAGCCAGACCUGGUCAUCGUUAACUCUUGUGUGUGGGACAUCUCCAGAUAUGGACGGCAGUGGGAGAGAGACUACCUACAGAACCUGACCACGUUUUUCAAAAGCCUGAGGAGCGUCCUUCCAGAAGAGGUUCUGAUCGUCUGGACUAUGGCAAUGCCACUGAGCGAAAAGAUUAUCGGUGGCUUUCUGGUACCAGAGAUUGCAGAGUUUGGCCCCUCGCUGCGGAUUGAUGUUGUGGAGGCCAACUUCUGGAGUGCCGUGUUGGCCAGCAAGUAUGGUCUGGACGUGCUGGAUAUGCACUUCCACUUCCGCUUCAGUCUUCAGCAUCAAGCCAAGGACGGGGUGCACUGGAACGCCAUAGCCCACCGCCGCAUCACCUGCCUGCUGCUGGCCCACGUCGCCCAAGCCUGGGGCGUCGAGCUGCUCCCAUCGCAGCCACUGCCACAACCACUCAUGCAGAUACAGACAGGUCAGAAUCAUCACAGCUUUUUUGGGCAACGCACACCAAUGAAUUGGAAUUGCCAGUACUCAGGAAAAGAACAAAGGCCAGCAUUAACCGUCACAGUCAAUGGGUUGAGACGUAACCACCCCAAGCCCUACCUCCUGGCCAGCACUAUCUCUGAAGGCAACCUGCUCUAUCUGAAAUGA
Molecule: messenger RNA, 1243 nt
Organism: Engraulis encrasicolus (European anchovy)
Lineage: Eukaryota; Metazoa; Chordata; Actinopteri; Clupeiformes; Engraulidae
Product: PC-esterase domain-containing protein 1A-like
Exons: 9
Coding region: 251-1243 (330 amino acids)
Source: RefSeq, a predicted model, not a curated record